Messenger RNA from Monopterus albus (swamp eel), 3726 nucleotides. It is a transcript of the gene crispld2, whose product is annotated as cysteine-rich secretory protein LCCL domain containing 2. The transcript has 15 exons. The coding region runs from base 404 to 1921 and encodes 505 amino acids. The record is from RefSeq and is a predicted model, not a curated record. Gene Ontology annotation, cellular component: extracellular region. NCBI's taxonomy places the organism in Eukaryota, Metazoa, Chordata, Actinopteri, Synbranchiformes, Synbranchidae.
UCUUCCUCCCGCCAUUAGGCUUCUCGUCACUGUGCGCAGACUGUGCGCGCUGUUUGCCAAGAACAUAACCUACUUCAGGGAGGCUGGAGACUGGGGGAGUGAGGAGAGCCAAGUCAUUUUUUCCUCUGGUCCUGAGGGGUCUCCUUCUCUAUAUAAGGCACUCUGAGCUGCUCAGGAGUCACACAGUUCCUAUGUGCUUCAGGAACAUCGCCAGCAAGAGACGGCUUGUUCUCACAAGGGAAUAAUACAGCUCUCCAGCGCGCGGAAGACGCUGCUCCGAAAUAUUCAGGCGACUGGAUACUAAGUGAAAAAGACCGAGUGAAGAAAGUCCUCCUCCAGUGGUUGCGUCUGAGACUCACACAAAAUCCACGGUCUGCUGCAGCCUGAAAGCCCAGAUGUCAGAAUGACCUUCGCUGCCAUGACCUGGCUUCCCAUCCUGUCCGCCCUGCUGCUGUGCGCCAGUGACUCAGCUUCUCUCUUCCUGCCUCACUCCCAGGAGCUUAGACAGCUGCUGAGUCGCUAUGUGGAAGAAGUAGACCAGACCAGCACCAGUAACACAGCUGGCAACAGGACCCGACGAGCCAUCCUCUGGUCGGACCGUGAGGAGAUCCUCCAGUUGCACAACACGCUGAGGGGCAGUGUUUAUCCUACUGCCUCAAAUAUGGAGUACAUGGUUUGGGAUGAUGAGUUGGAGCGAUCUGCCUCUCACUGGGCAGAGCAGUGUCACUGGGACCACGGACCUCAAGACCUGCUCGUAUCUAUUGGACAGAACCUGGGUGUUCACUGGGGCAGACCCCGCACUCCUGCCUCCCACAUCCGGGCCUGGUACAAUGAGGAGAAAGACUACACCUAUCCCUACCCUCAUGAGUGUCGGCCCUGGUGUCCAGACCGCUGCUCUGGGCCCAUGUGCACUCAUUAUACCCAGAUUGUCUGGGCAACCACCAACCGAAUGGGCUGUGCAGUGCAUGUGUGUCCAGCCAUGAAUGUGUGGGGAGAAAUAUGGGAGAAUGCUGUUUACCUUGUGUGCAACUAUUCCCCAAAGGGCAACUGGAUUGGGGAGGCGCCAUACCAGCAUGGACACCCUUGUUCCCAGUGCCCUCCCAGUUAUGGAGGAGUAUGCAGGAAUAACCUGUGCUACAAAGAUUUUCAGCGCUCAGAGACAGAGGACAUGAACGAGGUGGAGAAGCCUCAGGUUCCACAGCCACCUCGUACCACCUCUAAACCAGUGUCCAGGUCCUCUACUCCUAAGGCAAUCGCACCAAGGGCUUCCAGCAGCACCUACUUAGCUCAAAACAUUAAGUGUGAGACUAGACUGCGAGAAAGGUGCAGAGGAGCCACCUGCAACAGAUAUAAUUGCCCUGCUGAUUGCCUGAAUAAGAAAGGCAAAGUCUGGGGAAAUCUCUUCUACGAUGUGCAAUCAAGUAUUUGCCGAGCUGCUAUUCAUUUUGGUGCGAUUGACAACUACGGAGGUUUGGUCGACAUCACAAGAAAGGACAAGUAUCCAUUUUUCAUCAGAGCCACAAAGCAUGGCAUCGAGUCUUUCAGUAAAUUUAAACCUGGCAAUGCCUUUGUGGUGGCCAAAGUGGAAGAAAUGACUGCUGACUGCUACUCCACCGUGGCUGAAAUCUGCCCUUUCAAAAAUCCCAACUCACAUUGCCCAAGAAUCUUUUGUCCAGAAAACUGUAGGACUCAGCCUUCUUAUUGGUCACCGGUGAUUGGGAACAAUGUCUACGCAGAUAGCUCCAGUAUUUGUAAAGCAGCCACCCAUGCAGGGGUAAUAAAAGCAGACGGCGGUUUUGUGGAUGUUCUGCCACUGGACAAGAGAACACGUUAUGUUGGAGCCCUGAAAAAUGGCAUCCAGUCCGAAAGCAGCAGCAGCACAGAGGGAGGUUCCUUCCGAGUCUUUGCUGUGAGGGACUGAGACUUCAGUUGAGAAGUCCAAAGAUCAACAGGUUGUAUGUUGAUCUUUCUAUGUGUCCUCAGUGACAACUGAUCAUCCCAGCAGAUUGAUAGACAUCUUCCCCUCUUUGUUGUAGCCACCAGUAAAAGUCAUUGUCCAAUACUUUGGUGGACCUUUAUGGUUUCUCUCUCUUUAACUCCAUAUAUGGAUUUUGCUUAGACAUACUUAAUUUGUGAAUAUGGAAUAUUUUUCUAUAUUAUGAUGCAUUGAACUGCUGGUGCUGGAGGUUUUGAGUUAUUUUUACAGAAAGUAUUAUGUUUACAGGGAGGUUCUUAUUAUUACAAAUAUAAGUUGGUUUUCAUACACAGGAAUGUAUACUGAUCACACUGUAUUUAACCAUUGUGUACAGGAUAUAAGAUAUUUUGUUUGUUUUAAAAAUGAAGUGCCAUAUAUUAAGAUUUUUAUGUUCUAUUCUGAUUGCUCUAUUGCCUUAUUCUGUUAACCUGAAUAAUAUUUGAUUUUCUGGUCCUGGAAAUUUAGACUAUGAAACCAAAUCUAAGUGUAAAUUGCAUUGAUAAGUUAAAUGGUGUGCACAUUGAGGGAAGGGAUGUUGUGUUGACUGGGUAGACCAGAACUAAUCAAGCAGAUACAAGAAGACGGGAAAUGGCGCAGUAAAUAAAAGUAUAUGCUGGCACCUGCCACUGCUGUUUCCCUUUAGAAGGUUAGUGUUGCUUCAGUGCCAGAUAUGUGAAGGUAUUACAUUGCUGUGUAGUAUAUGAUAACUGAUGGAGAUGGGCCUCACAAUGGUGGCAGGUUUGUUAAUGUAGUCAGUGACUAUCACAAACAGCAGAUAUGUUUAUAAUAAGCAUUAAUAUGCUAUUUUAUAUUUAUUGCUGCUUGGUGCUUCCCUUGUUUCUUCAUUGUUUUGGUUUCUGUAAGAUAUGAAAUGGCUAAAUUUGUCCCCUUCCCACCAGACAGAUGAAUGUGUGACAUGUUUCGGAUACAGAGAGAAUUUUUGUGUGGAGACUAGGUGAAAUAAUUCUCUCCAUAAAACUACAACUUUGGCACUAAUUACACUGUGGCAUGCAGUGCAUGCAGGAGACACACAUCUGUAAUGUCUGUCAAGCCCUGUUGCCAUUGAUACAGCCCUGAUUUUAAUGCUUUCUUUCUCUGUACUCUUGUUUUGAUUUCCAUCAAUCCAUCCAUCCAUCACCUAUACUGCUUAUUUCUGGGUAGGGUCGCAGGGGGGGCUGGAGCCAAUCCCAGCUGACUUUGGGGCGAGAGGCGGGGCCCACCCUGAACAGGUCUAUCACAGUUGUCUGAUUUAGGUCUCUAAAAUAUUUAUUUUGUGUAACUUAAAUGCACAGAAAUAAAGACAUGUUAGCAUUGUUAGCAUCCUUCAUGAAAACUAAGACAAAUGUCAAGUCCAGUUUGUGCUGCAGGUUGUUGAGACUAUCUGAAUGCCAUUAAGCCCUGUUGCUCUACCCUUUGGUUUCCUUGAGAAUACAAACAUGAUCCUGUUUUUCAGAGUAAAAGCCAAGACAAAUAGACUUUGAAAUGUUUUCCUUCGAACUUAAUCUCUUUAUUCUACCUCAGUCCUAUCGCUAUGCUAGGCAUUUAGGUCAUUUCUAUAUUGGAAUUUUUAUGGGUAAUGCUAGAGGUUUUGUAAAAUUAUGGGAACUGUAAAUACUAUGAUUAUUGUUUUUGAAUUAAUCCUCUAUACAGUAAGAGUAUAAUAAAAAUGUGUGAAUUGGUUGUAUUGUUUUUAUACCAAUGUAGAAUGGGUUCUAUAUUUUUUGGCACAAUUUGAAAAUAAAGUAUCUCAA